AUGGCCCCAGCCAGAGGAGGAUUCUGCCCUCUGCUGCUGCUCCUGCUGCUGGGGCUGUGGGUGGCUGAGGACCCAGUCAGUGCCAGGCCCGGGAACAUGACCCCAGCUCAGUGGUUUGAAACUCAGCACGUGCAGCCCAGUCCUCAAGGCUGCAACGCUGCGAUGCGCAAAAUCAACAAGUUCUCCAAACGCUGCAAAGACCUCAACACCUUCCUGCAUGAGUCCUUCUCCAAUGUGGCCACUGCUUGUCAGACUCCCAACACAGCCUGCAAGAAUCGUGAGAAUAACUGCCACCGAAGCCAAAAGCCUGUAUCCCUGACUGAGUGUAAGCUCACCUCAAGGAGAUACCCAGACUGCAAGUACAAGGAGAAGAAACGGGUCACUUCUUACAUCGUGGCCUGUAACCCUCCCAAGAAAGGGGACUCUGGGAAAUUCAAGCUGGUUCCAGUCCACUUGGACAAAGUCCUUUAG
Molecule: messenger RNA, 471 nt
Organism: Budorcas taxicolor (takin)
Lineage: Eukaryota; Metazoa; Chordata; Mammalia; Artiodactyla; Bovidae
Product: ribonuclease 7-like
Exons: 1
Coding region: 1-471 (156 amino acids)
Biological process (GO): defense response to fungus; innate immune response; defense response to Gram-negative bacterium
Molecular function (GO): nucleic acid binding; RNA nuclease activity
Source: RefSeq, a predicted model, not a curated record